UCCUCCUCUCCCUCUCCCCAUCUCACACGCACGCAUUCUCAUUUCUCACGACACAACCAUGUCUCUCUUCUCUCCCCACUUCCCCUCUCUCCCUCUUCUUCUUCUUCCUCUUCUCCUACUGAUCAUAUCCUUCGCAACCCCAUCCUCCUCCGCCUCCUCCGUUGUGGCUUUCAUCUUUGGCGGCUGCUCUCGGGCCAAGUUCACGCCGGCCUCUGCCUACGAGUCAGCCGUCAACUCCGUACUCACUUCCAUCGUCAACGCCGCCAUGUUCUCCUCCUACAACAACCUCACCGUUCCUCUCUCCUCCUCACAGGACACCCCUAUCUACGGCCUCUUCCAGUGCCGCGGCGACCUUGCCGCCGCCGACUGCUCCCGCUGUGUCGGCCAGGCCGUCUCCCAGCUCGGCACCCUCUGCCCGGACUCCACUGGCGGAGCCUUGCAGCUCGACGGUUGUUUCGUUAAGUAUGAUAAUUCUAAGUUCUUGGGCGUGGAGGACAAGACUUUGGUCCUGAGGAAAUGCGGGCCGUCGCUUGGGUUCACCUCGGACGAGUUGACUCGGAGGGAUGCUGUGCUGGUGUAUUUGGAGACGUCCGAUGGGAUGUACAAGACGUUCAGGACGACUAGCUCGGGGGAUUUUCAGGGUGUAGCACAGUGCGUAGGGGAUUUGAGUGCGACCGAGUGCCAGGAUUGUCUAUCAAACGCGAUCGGACGGCUGAGAGUGGAGUGCGGGCCCGCCCAGUGGGCACAGGUAUAUUUGGCAAAGUGCUACGCGCGCUACUCCAAAGGUGGGGAUUACUCGCCCGGCGGAAACGGUGAGCAUAAAAACAAGAACGACGAUGAGCUUCAGAAAACUCUGGCAAUUAUAGUUGGACUCAUCGCAGGAGUGGCUCUACUAAUCAUAUUCAUUUCAUUCUUGACAAAGCUGUUCAAAAAGGAUAGAGAUGGAAAAUGAAGAACAUCUUGUGUGGAUAAUUAACACUGGUCUUGUAGUGCUUCCUCUGGUAAUUUAUUUUUCUUGUUGGUGUCUUGUGUUUUGUGGGAUAGCUGGGACAUGAAAAAUGCCCGUGAAGGUCGGAUAAGUAAUAAAGUAAUAGAAAGAUGUGUAAUGGAAAAUAAAGGAGAAAGAAAAGAGAAGUUUAUUGGAGCAAGAGAAAGGGGGAAAGGAAGAAAGCGAUGGGCGCAAUAAAGAGGCAGAAAAGGCUCAAAGAUCCAAAAUCCACUUUGGCAAUUUUCAAAUGUCAAGUGAUGGGUAUAGGCUUUUCUGGGCAUAAUUUGUAGAUCAAGUUUUUCCUCUUUACUUUUGGAACAUGAAAUCAACCACUUUGCUUAUCCAAAAAGUUAGCAUCAUAUUAAUAAGAAUGUAUAAUUUUUUUUCCUUGGUCCCGAAUUAA
Molecule: messenger RNA, 1391 nt
Organism: Prosopis cineraria
Lineage: Eukaryota; Viridiplantae; Streptophyta; Magnoliopsida; Fabales; Fabaceae
Product: plasmodesmata-located protein 6-like
Exons: 3
Coding region: 59-952 (297 amino acids)
Cellular component (GO): plasmodesma
Source: RefSeq, a predicted model, not a curated record